AUGGACGAUGAAGAUGGGACAUGCCUGCUUGACGUCUUGUGUGACCCCCAGGCCCUGAACGACUUCCUCCAUGGGACCAAUGAGCUGCAGUCUGAGGACCUGCUCAUCUCCUCGUCUUCCGGGGAGCCCUCCCUCUUCACAGACCCUCCGAGCCCAGUCUCCUUGCUGGGAGAUGACAGGGACUCCUCAGACACGCCUCCUCCGGGCUGCGUGGACCUCUCCUUCCUGGAGGAGGCUCUGCUCUCCUCCCCAGAGGGGUCCCGGGAGGAGGUGCAGCAGGAGGUGGGAGACCACCGAACCCCAGACGAUGAGGACGAGGACGUGGGCAGAGGAGGAGGGGAGGAGGACGAGGACGAGGAGGAGGUGCAGGAGGGGAUGGCCUGUGACAUUCUGCAGCAGAGUCUCCAGGAGGCGGACAUCACAGAGCAGACCCUGGCCCUGGGGGCCGACCUGACCCACCCUGGAGACGGCCUGUCCCUGUACGCCCCCGCCCCUUUCCUGCUCCCGCCGCUGGCCCCGCCGUUCCUCCCCAAGCCUCACACCCUGCCCAGGGACACCCAAGCGGCCGUGGAGCCCCCCCACCCCUCCCUGCUGGCGGUGGGGCCCGGCUGUCCCUCCCUGAGGCCGACCGGUCCACCCCAGCUCAUGGGACUCCUGCCUGGGAGCGUGUUCCCCACCCCACCCCCGGAGAGCUCCUUCUCCCUCAGCCCGGCCCAGGCCUCCGGCAUGAUCAUCCACAAGGCCAUGCCCAGCCUAACCGGCCGCCACCUGACGGGCCCGGGCCUGAGGGCGGCCACCGCCGCCUCUACCCCUGGCAUCCUCCUGCAUAGAGCCCCCCUCCACAUCCAGCCCAAACUGCCCGUCAGCAUCCAGCCCCGAUUGGUUCAGAUCAGUCCCAAGCCGUCGGGGCAGAAAUCCCAACAGGGUCUCACCUUUGUCCCUGGGACUCCCUCGUCGAAUAUCUUGCUGUCCCAGGCGGGGUCGAAGGCUCCGCCUCCACAGCAGCAGCAGCAGCAGCAGGCCAACCAGCACCUCAGCAAGCCCCUCAGUCUGCAGCUGGUCAACCAGGGUGGCUCCUUCGUGCUCCAGCCCCAGGGACUCUUCCAAGGCCAGAACCAGUUCCUCCUCCCGGGCCAGUGUCCCGUCACCAUCGCCCAGCCGGCCGGCGCGGCGGGACCCAUUCUGACCUCCAGCCACCAGGGGUCCUCGGUCCACGGUGCCGACCGGCCCCACAUCCUCACGCUCCCCCACAGGCAGCUCAACUUCAGCCCCGUCUUCACCAGCCCCAGCGGGCAGCUCUCCCUCCGCCAGGCCACCGUGCUCUCUGGGUCUCUGCAGCUCCAGUCAGCGGCCCCUACCGUCUUCCAGAUGCCGGCGCACCUCGCCGGGGCCUAUAACCCGGGGGGGCAGGGCCAGCGGGCCACUUUGGUCCACAACUCUGCCCUGGGGAACCACAUCACGUUGAUCAACAGCUCCGGGGUGCUGCCCACCGACCUGACCUCCAUCUCCAUCCUGAACGGCUCUCAGCUGGUGCACGGUAUUCCCUUCGCGGCCUCGGCCCCGAGCCUGCAGGCCGGGGGCCCCGAGGGACAGCUGAACCUCCAGCAGGCCUCGGUCGUGGUUCUGGCCGACCGCACGCUUCCUGAAGAGAGGGUCCAUCCAGAAGAGACCUUCCACCAACUGUCCCAGGCCUUCCGACCGGUCGUCCAUCAUGUCUCCGUCAAGCCCCCCUCUCCCCCGGUGGUCACCGUUCUCCAGGCCCCAGCGGGAGCCCCUCUGGUCCCCCAGCUCCCCAAACCCCUGCUGCCCCAAACAGACAUGAGCCAAGAGGUGGAGGAGCUGGACCACUCCACGGUUACCAACCAGGCCUUGAUGCAACUCCAACAGCAAGCACUUAGCUCUCAUCCCAUCAUACCUUCUGAGCUCCUGAUGGGAGCUCUGCCAGUCGAGCCGAUGCAUUCCCUUGAUUCUACUUCAGACAAUGAGAGAGAGGCUCUGUCCCAGAUACAGUCCUCCAUGGCCCAGGCUGACACCCUUGCUGCACUCGUGGACGGAUGUGUGGAGCUCUCCCCCCUCCCGCCUGACUCUGAGGAAGCCCUUGAACACCGCUCGUCCCGCCCUGUACAGGAGACACCAAACACAGCAUCAGCCAGCUUCUCACCAAUCAACCAGGGGGCUCCAUCUCAACCAGAGACUCCCCCGGCCCCAGUACCAGGUCACCAGCCUCAGCCCCUAAUCCAGCCCCCGGUUCUGCAGGCCUCCCUUCCUCUGAUGCAGAACUUUGACUCGGUUCCUCAAACCCAGUCUGAAAUCCAACCCCAGGCCCAUGUCUUAGAAGCCUUUGUGUCCAACAUCCAAACCCAGGCCUCAGUGCCUCACGCCCAUCCCGAGUUGGUGGUCCUGGACCAGGACCAGGUCUUCAACCUGUCCCAGCACCAGCAUCACCCCACGUACCAGCAGCAUGACGCCCCGGUCACGCCCGCCAGCCUCUCCAGCGGGGCAGAAGAACCAGCGGUCCAACAGCACUCACUAAGCAAGCCAGCAGCUGCCUUGGUCUUAGAGGGUCCAGAGUUUUCCCUUGAUGUCCCCCCGCCGUCUCUAAUGACCCAGGCCCUGGGGAGCCUCGGACCCCUGGAUCACCUGGAGGUCCUUCAGGAACCUUCCCUUCAGCCUGAGGAUCAGAAUCCGUCGUAUCUGUCCGACUACAAGACGGACCUGGGCUCUCCCCCGCUGACGUCCUCUGGGCUGUCGACCUUCUCGGGCCAGCUGGCAGAACAUGUGGAGCAGGUGAUGGAGGACCGACCCACCCCUGCAAUGCGACGGCUCAGGUUCGAGAACCAGCAGCUCCGGGACCGGGCGGCGAUCCAGACCCCCUACACCCACACGUCCUUCACCACGCUGGGGGAGGCCGUGGGCCGCCUGCUCCCCUACCACGCCUGCGCCGGCCCCCUACCCCCCCGGGACCACUUCCACCUGGUGGACCAGGAGUUUGACUCUGUGUCCGGGUUUCUUCUGAAGCGAACCAAAGACAUGGUCAACAAAUACCGACAGCUGCUGGUGGCGGAGGCACAGCAGGACAGUCCCUCGGCAGAGAUGGUGAUGCUGGAGCGGCUCUUCCUGCAGGCCGAGCGCUUCGCUCUGGGGGAGGACCGGCGACGUGCUCGCAGAGACCCAGAGUCCUUCAUGGCAGCCCUGACCGGUCCAGCCUCCGCGCCGGGCGGCCCCUCCGGCCCCCUCCCCAGACAGUCCCCCCCGCCCACCUGGCCCCGCCUGUCGGACCGCCCCCCCGGUCUGAAGACCUACCGCUCCAGCUCCAGGGGGGGCCUCCGGCUCACCAUCAAGCACGAGUCCGGGUCCCGCAAGGUGGUCCGCCACUCCGCCUGCGACCCGGCGCGCAAACGGAACCACGCCGGCCUGCUGACCAAUGGCGGCGCUGACUCUAUGAGGGGGCGGGACAAGGAGGCACCAGGAGAGGCCCCGCCUCCACGGCCUCUGAACGGCAAGGGGAUAUCCAACGGAGCUCCGCCCCUUAAAGCCCCCGGGCCGCCCCCGCCCGUCAGUAAGGCCCCUGAACCCCGGGCCCCCCCCGAGGUGAAGCCCGCGGGUCCGAUCGCCGUCAAAGAGCCGCGGCCCGUCUCGCCGCCUCGUGAUGUCAACCCAUGCGUGAAACGCUAUAGGCCGGAGGUGCCUCUGUGGGCGGAGCUAAGGGCCAGCCCUGCGGCCUCGCCGCGCCAGGAGGACAACGUGUUGACUGAACAUCUCCAGAGCGCCAUCGACAGCAUCCUGGAGCUCCAGCGUCUCCAGGGGCCCAGCGGGGCCCAGUCCAGGGCACCGCUGGGCCACUCCCUGGACCAGGCCCUCACCGGCAUCCUGGAUGGGAAACCAGUGAGGUAG
Messenger RNA from Gadus chalcogrammus (walleye pollock), 3894 nucleotides. RefSeq names its product BRD4-interacting chromatin-remodeling complex-associated protein. Gene Ontology annotation, cellular component: SWI/SNF complex. The transcript is spliced from 12 exons. Gene Ontology annotation, biological process: positive regulation of DNA-templated transcription. NCBI's taxonomy places the organism in Eukaryota, Metazoa, Chordata, Actinopteri, Gadiformes, Gadidae. The coding region runs from base 1 to 3894 and encodes 1297 amino acids. The record is from RefSeq and is a predicted model, not a curated record.